AUGACGCACCGCGUUGUGGUAACCAUGUUCACAGAUGACACCACUGUUUACCUGAUGGAGAAAGACGACUUCGCGGCACUAAACUGCACCCUAUCCUGCUGGUGCAGGGCAUCUGGGGCCAAAUUUAACACCACUAAAACUGAAGUGAUUCCAAUAGGCUCUAGAGAAUACCACAAUAAAGUAGUAGAGACUAGAAAAAUCAAUAACUCACAAGAAGCCCUCCCAACUAGUAUUGACAUCGCCAGAGAUGGCAAAGCCAUCAGAAUUCUUGGAGUGUGGAUUGGUAACGGGAUUGAGGAACAAGCUAUAUGGUCUCCAAUCUUGGAAAAGAUAGAGAACACUCUACAGAGAUGGGAAAAAUGGAAAAUCAUCCUCCAACGAACCAUAGACAGCAUGACACAAUAUUUGACCACCGCUCAAGGCAUGCCAAGAGACAUUGAGGAUCUCCUCAUCAAGAGAACCCGCAAGUUCAUCUGGGAUAGUGAAGGAAAAAACUCGGUUAGCAUGGGCACACUAUACGCCCCAAUAUCAGAAGGAGGUAAGAACAUUCUUCACCUAAAAAGCCGCAAUGAGGCAAUGGAACUUAAAUGGCUAAAGAGCCUCCUCGCUCCCCCCAAAGAAUGCCCUCAAUGGACCUUCUUUGCCUACUCCCUGAUUGCCAAAGCAAUGCAACCCUCCCCGGUAGUGAAACCCCAAGCUCACAUCAGCCCUUUCAUACAAAUGUGGUCUCCCUUGAUCAAAAAACUCCCCACACACCUGAGCCGCAUGGUCAAGGCAGGAAAGAAGUAUAACAUGAGAUGGGAAGCUAUAUCCAUCAACGCAGAUGUCGCCAGACAACUCCCUGCUUGGUUCCACAUUGGAGCCUGUAUCUACCCGAAAUGGCACCCGAGAACCUGCACAAUAGAAUACGCCCUCGCUAUUGCUCCAGAACAAAUCCCACCAGAGAUCAAUGCUGAAGGACAACAGAAAUUUGGGAUUUUUGACACAAUAUUCCCCUCCCCCGCCUCAAUUGAAGAUGGCUACUGA
Suillus clintonianus is the source of this 1026-nucleotide messenger RNA. RefSeq lists its product as uncharacterized. The record is from RefSeq and is a predicted model, not a curated record. The transcript is spliced from 3 exons. Lineage: Eukaryota; Fungi; Basidiomycota; Agaricomycetes; Boletales; Suillaceae. Bases 1 to 1026 code for a protein of 341 amino acids.